GUGGAUCAUUUGGACAAAAACGGUCAGUGCGCUCUGGUUCACGCUGCUCUCAGAGGACACUUGGAGGUGGUGAAGUUCUUGAUCCAAUGUGACUGGACCAUGGCUGGGCAACAGCAGGGAGUGUUUAAGAAGAGCCACGCCAUCCAGCAGGCACUGAUCGCUGCGGCCAGCAUGGGUUACACUGAGAUUGUCUCCUACCUGCUCGAUCUUCCAGAAAAAGACGAAGAGGAGGUGGAGCGAGCACAAAUCAACAGCUUUGACAGCCUUUGGGGAGAGACAGCUCUGACGGCGGCGGCCGGGCGUGGGAAGCUGGAGGUCUGCCGGCUCCUCCUGGAGCAGGGCGCCGCGGUGGCGCAGCCCAACCGCCGCGGGGUCGUUCCGCUCUUCAGCGCCGUGAGACAGGGCCACUGGCAGAUUGUAGAUCUCUUACUCACGCACGGCGCUGAUGUGAACAUGGCAGACAAGCAGGGGCGGACGCCGCUGAUGAUGGCUGCAUCUGAGGGACAUCUGGGCACGGUGGAGUUUCUGCUUGCGCAAGGUGCCUCCAUUUCUCUAAUGGACAAGGAGGGCUUGACAGCCCUCAGCUGGGCUUGUCUGAAGGGACAUCUCUCCGUGGUGCGUUCCCUGGUGGAGAACGGGGCUGCCACCGACCACGCGGAUAAAAACGGACGCACUCCGCUGGACCUGGCGGCUUUUUACGGCGAUGCAGAGGUGGUUCAGUUUCUGGUGGACCAUGGGGCCAUGAUUGAGCACGUCGACUACAGCGGGAUGCGCCCUCUCGACAGGGCAGUGGGGUGCCGCAACACCUCGGUCGUCGUCACUCUCCUGAAGAAAGGAGCAAAGAUAGGUUGUCAGACGUUACCGAGUCGCCCACGAGGUCCAGCAACAUGGGCGAUGGCAACCUCCAAACCAGACAUCAUGAUCAUCCUGUUGAGCAAGCUGAUGGAGGAGGGAGACAUGUUUUACAAGAAAGGUAAAGUGAAAGAGGCUGCCCAGCGCUACCAGUACGCUCUGAAAAAAUUCCCCAGGGAAGGGUUUGGAGAAGACCUGAAAACCUUCCGUGAGCUAAAAGUGUCGCUCCUUCUCAACCUCUCCCGAUGUCGAAGGAAAAUGAACGAUUUUGGAAUGGCGGAGGAAUUUGCUACUAAAGCACUGGAGCUGAAACCGAAAUCUUAUGAAGCUUACUAUGCAAGAGCAAGGGCCAAACGCAGCAGCAGGCAGUUUUCAGCAGCCCUGGAGGACCUGAACGAGGCCAUCAAGCUGUGUCCCAACAACCGUGAGAUCCAGCGGCUGCUGAUGCGGGUGGAAGAGGAGUGCAGGAAGGGGGAACGAGACCAGCCGCCGCUCCCAGUGGAGCCUGAACCUGAAGCCCAACAUGAAGAGCUGUAUUCUGUGCAAGAUAUCUUUGAGGAGGAAUACCUUGAGCAGGAUGUAGAAAACGUUUCCAUUGGUUUGCAGACAGAGUCCAGGCCAAACCAAGGGCUGCCCAUCAUCCAGAGCCCACCCCCGUCCCCAGCUCACAGGGACUCAGCCUAUAUUUCUGGCUCACCUCUUGGCUCUCAUCAGGUCUUUGAUUUCAGGUCCAAUAGCUCCGUGGGUUCGCCAACCAGGCAAGGGUACCAGUCCACGUCACCUGCUCUGUCUCCAACACACCAAAACUCGCAUUAUAGACCCAGUCCUCCGCACACGUCCCCUGCUCACCAGGGCUCCUCUUACCGCUUCAGCCCACCUCCUGUCGGAAGUCAAGGGAAGGAAUAUCAAAGCCCACCACCUUCUCCUCUUCGUAGAGGUCCUCAGUAUCGUGCCAGCCCCCCAGCAGAAAGCAUGAGCGUUUAUAGGUCACAGUCCGGUUCCCCGGUUCGUUACCAGCAGGAACCUAGUGGAGUCAGCCAGCUCCCCGGUAGACCAAAGUCUCCGUUAUCCAAGAUGACGCAGAGGUCUUUCCAGAUGCCCCAGCUCCCCGUGGCCGUGCCGCAGCAGGGGCUGAGGCUGCAGCCAGCCAAGGCGCAGAUCGUGAGGAGCAACCAGCCCAGCUCAGCCGUCCAUUCGAGUACUGUAAUCCCAACCGGUGCUUACAGCCAGGUUGCCCACUCGAUGGCCAGCAAGUACCAGUCAGCGUCAGGGGAAAUGGGGGUUAGCCAGAGCAGGUUGGUCUACCAGGGCUCCAUCGGUGGCAUCGUAGGUGACAGCAGACCAGUGCAGCACGUUCAGGCGAGCCUCAGUGCGGGAGCGAUCUGUCAGCAUGGAGGGCUGGCUAAAGAAGACCUUCCGCAGAGACCAUCCUCGGCGUACAGGGGGGGUAUGAGAUACAGCCAGACACCUCAGAUCGGGCGCAGCCAGUCUGCUUCCUACUAUCCGGUGUGUCACUCGAAGCUUGACUUGGAACGUUCUUCCCUCCCCGCCAGCCAGCUGGGCUCUCCAGAUGUGUCUCAUCUCAUAAGAAGGCCCAUCACAGUUAAUCCCAGCGAAAUCAAGCCUCACCCGCCGACUCCAAGGCCCCUGCUCCACUCUCAGAGCGUCGGCCUCCGCUUCUCUCCUUCCAGCAAUAGCAUCUCCUCCACCUCCAACCUGACUCCCAACUUCCGCCCUUCUGCUUCGAUUCAGCAAAUGGAGAUUCCUCUCAAACCAGCUUACGACAGAUCGUGCGAUGAACUUUCUCCGGUCUCUCCCACGCAGGGGGGUUACCCCAGCGAGCCAGCCCGUUCCCGGACCACACCGUUCAUGGGAAUCAUAGAUAAAACCGCUCGGACUCAGCAGUACCCCCAUCUCCAUCAGCAGAACCGGACCUGGGCUGUGUCGUCAGUGGACACUGUCAUUAGUCCUACGUCUCCUGGCAAUCUCCCCCAGCCAGAAUCAUUUAGCCCGCCUUCUUCAAUCAGCAACAUUGCCUUUUAUAACAAAACCAACAAUGCACAGAAUGGCCAUUUGCUAGAGGAAGACUAUUACAGCCCCCAUGGGAUGCUGGCCAAUGGGUCCCGGGGAGACCUCCUGGAGAGAGUCACCCAAGCCUCCUCGUAUCCCGACGUCAAGGUGGCAAGGACACUGCCUGUGGCACAGGCCUACCAGGACAACCUGUACAGGCAGCUCUCCAGGGACUCCAGGCAAGGGCAGACAUCCCCAAUCAAACCAAAGAGACCAUUUGUGGAGUCUAAUGUGUAA
Molecule: messenger RNA, 3159 nt
Organism: Fulmarus glacialis (Northern fulmar)
Lineage: Eukaryota; Metazoa; Chordata; Aves; Procellariiformes; Procellariidae
Product: protein TANC2-like
Biological process (GO): regulation of dendritic spine morphogenesis
Cellular component (GO): dendritic spine
Molecular function (GO): protein binding
Source: RefSeq, a predicted model, not a curated record